AUGACUCAAAGAUGUAUUAUUGUUAGACAUGGUCAGACCGAAUGGUCUAAAAGUGGCCAAUACACUGGAUUAACUGACUUAGCAUUGACCGAUUUUGGUGUCAAGCAAAUGCAAAGAACUGGUAGAUCUAUCUUCCGUGAUAACUCAUUUGUUGAUCCUGCAAAUGUUACUUAUAUCUUUACUUCUCCAAGAUUACGUGCGAGACAAACUAUUGAUUUAGUCUUAGAAACUUUAACUGCUGAACAAAAAGCAAACAUUCGUAUUGUAGUCGAUGAAGAUCUAAGAGAAUGGGAAUAUGGUGACUAUGAAGGUCUAUUGACACACGAGAUCGUCUCCUUAAGAAAAUCUAGAGGAUUAGAUAAGACUGUCCCAUGGAAUAUCUGGAGAGAUGGUUGUGAAAAUGGUGAAAAUACAAAACAAGUAGGUUUAAGAUUAUCUAGAGCCAUUGCCAGAAUUCAAAAUUUACAUAAAAUUUCUCAAGAUAAUAAGAAAUGUUCUGAUAUUAUGGUUUUUGCUCACGGCCAUGUCUUACGUUACUUUGCUGCUUUAUGGUCUAAAAAAUUAUCAGUUGAACAAAAAUGUAAUGAUGAAUGGGAAAGAAUUAAUCCAAAUUCUUAUAAGGAUGAAAGCGUUCCAUAUAUUCAAUUGGAUACUUAUAGAUACUUGGAUGAUAAUCCAUUCUUCCUAUUAGAUGCUGGUGGUAUUGGUGUGUUGUCAUAUGCUCACAAUAGUAUCGAUGAACCUGCUUUGGCCCUAGCUGGUGCUUUUGUUCCACCGCCAGAAGAACAAUCUCAACAUGAAGAAGUUCCAAAGAACUGA
Maudiozyma saulgeensis is the source of this 819-nucleotide messenger RNA. NCBI's taxonomy places the organism in Eukaryota, Fungi, Ascomycota, Saccharomycetes, Saccharomycetales, Saccharomycetaceae. The record is from the annotation of a GenBank genome assembly.